CGGUCUCACUGUCGACGGAGGUCUUGAGCCCACUCUGGCUGCCUACGCCUUGACCGUGGCUGGUCUGCGUCUGCUCGGAUGCAGCGUUUGGCCUCCGCCUAAGGGCAGCGACCCCGGGAGGCAACCGCGCCGCCGGCCCCGCAGACCCUCGCGGCCGGACUACAACUUCCAGCGGCCCCCGCGUGGUCCGUCCGGCUCCUUCGGGCGCUGUGCCUGCCGGGAAGUGUAGUUCCGAGGGUUGCUCAGAGCGGGACCUUCUGGGAAACCCUGGCGCGAGGCGUCAGAAGCUGUCGGACUGUGUGCGCCUCUGAACUUUUGAGGCUUGGCCCAGGGUGGAGUUGUUUUUUUUUUUAGCAUGGGGACCAGGGAGGACUCCGGGACUAGGGCCUCGGCUGCGGCCUCCUCGCGGCCCCGAGUGCCCUGUGAAAUCAGUUUAGGCCACGUCCCUCCAGCCUGCAGUUUCCUUCUGGUCAUGCUGCUUCCCUCCAGGGCCUGUCCUCCAAGUGAGGGGGGACGGAGGGCGGUCACCUGCCAGAAGGUCUGGGGCGCCAAGGUGUGCCCUGGGACUCCAGGCUCCGUCCAGGUUCCAGGCCCCGCCCCCCAGCUUAUCCUUAGGCUGGGCUCCCCACCGUGGGAACGGGGACCAGCUGGCCGGAAGCGCCAAACUGCGUCCCUGUCCGAGCCCCGGGGAUCAAUCAGGCCGAGGAGUUAAUUAUGUAAUGAGGGGGCAGGGGGUCGAGGCUAAUGAAGCCGCCCGGGGUGGGGAGGGAGGGGAGGAGGGAACCGUACCCAGGUAUCCGGCCCCCUCUCGGACCCCUUCGAGGCCCCAGGGGUCUCCACCCCAGCCCAACUCCAGGGCCCCAAAGAGGGGAGGGGCUGCGAUCCUGGGUCUGAGCUGUGAGCUAUAAAGGGGGCAUCUCACAGCACCGGGGGCUCUAGGCGGCGGGACCUGAGGCCAGACGGAACUACAACAUGUACCAUCCACGAGAGUUGUACCCGUCCCUGGGGGCCGGCUACCGCUUUGGGCCCCCCCAACCCGGGGCGGACUCCAGCUUCCCACCUGCCCUAGCUGAGGGCUACCGCUACCCUGACCUGGACACCCCCAAACUGGAUUGCUUCCUCUCCGGGAUGGAGGCUGCUCCCCGCACCCUGGCCGCUCCCCCACCUCUGCCCCUUCUGCCCCCUGCCAUGGGCACAGAGCCGGCCCCAACAGCUCCAGAGGCCCUCCAUUCCCUCCCUGGGGUCAGCCUCAUCCUGGAGAACCGGGAGCUAUGGAAGGAGUUCAGCUCUGUGGGAACAGAAAUGAUCAUCACCAAAGCUGGGAGGCGCAUGUUCCCUGCCUGCCGAGUGUCAGUCACCGGCCUGGACCCAGAGGCCCGCUACCUGUUUCUUCUGGACGUGGUUCCGGUGGACGGGGCUCGCUACCGCUGGCAGGGCCGGCGCUGGGAGCCCAGUGGCAAGGCAGAGCCCCGCCUGCCUGACCGAGUCUAUAUUCACCCCGACUCUCCUGCCACGGGUGCCCAUUGGAUGCGGCAGCCUGUGUCCUUCCAUCGUGUCAAGCUCACCAACAGCACGCUGGACCCCCACGGCCACCUGAUCCUGCACUCCAUGCACAAGUACCAGCCCCGCAUACACCUGGUUCGAGCAGCCCAGCUCUGCAGCCAGCACUGGGGAGGUAUGGCCUCCUUCCGCUUCCCUGAGACCACAUUCAUCUCUGUGACAGCCUACCAGAACCCACGGAUCACACAACUGAAGAUUGCAGCCAAUCCCUUUGCCAAAGGCUUCCGGGAGAACGGCAGAAACUGUAAGAGGGAGCGAGACGCCCGUGUGAAGAGGAAACUGCAGGGCCCAGAGCCAGCAGCUACAGAGGCCUAUGGGAGCGGAGAAACCCCAGGUGGUCCCUGCGACUCCACCCUGGGUGGAGACAUUCGUGAAUCAGAUCCAGAGCAGGCCCCAGCCCCUGGGGAAGCCACCUCUGUUCCGGUGCCUCCGUGCGGUGGACCUAGUGCCGAGGCCUACCUCCUGCACCCUGCAGCUUUCCACGGGGCUCCCAGUCACCUUCCCACCAGGAGCUCCAGCUUCCUGGAGGCUCCAGACUCUGGGCGCUCAGCCCCCCACUCAGCUGCAUUUCUGGAGCUGCCACCUGGACCAGGGGGCUCUGGGUACCCAGCGGCUCUGCCAGCGACACCCUUUGCCCCCCACUUUCUCCAAGGGAGCCCCUUCCCUCUACCAUACCCAGGUCCUGGGGGCUACCUGGAUGUGGGCUCCAAACCCAUGUACUGAGCCAAUGCUGGGCCCCUCUGCCUCCAUCAUAAACCUCCUGCUCCCUUCCCCCAGCCCUGGAGCCCCCUUACCUCCACUGGCCCCAUCCCCCACACCAAAUGGCUGCCUUGGGCAUGCCCCCCAGCCCCCAACUUCACACCUUGAUUUCACUCCCACCCCCCUCUGGCUUCAAAGCCCAACCAGGGCUGCUGGGAGUCCAGCUGGGGCCAGCUUCCCCUUCCCGGCUAUCACCUCUGUGUGAAUGGAAGGGACUCUGCCUGGCCAAAUGGGGCCACAGACCAGCAUCCCCACCUCCCAGGCCUCUCCAUGGGCUCUGGGAGGCUCAGUCCCCACCGCCCCCCCCACCACCAGUGCAGGCCACACCAGUCUGUUGUUCUGGGACCAGAGUAUUUUUGUUAAUAAAAUUCAAAAGCCAUCCGUGCUCAGGAAA
Cebus imitator (Panamanian white-faced capuchin) is the source of this 2713-nucleotide messenger RNA. RefSeq names its product T-box transcription factor 6 (gene TBX6). The transcript has 8 exons. Gene Ontology annotation, biological process: positive regulation of DNA-templated transcription; regulation of transcription by RNA polymerase II; vasculogenesis. Gene Ontology annotation, molecular function: RNA polymerase II cis-regulatory region sequence-specific DNA binding; DNA-binding transcription factor activity, RNA polymerase II-specific. Gene Ontology annotation, cellular component: nucleus. The coding region runs from base 973 to 2283 and encodes 436 amino acids. The record is from RefSeq and is a predicted model, not a curated record. Lineage: Eukaryota; Metazoa; Chordata; Mammalia; Primates; Cebidae.